Molecule: messenger RNA, 897 nt
Organism: Saprolegnia parasitica CBS 223.65
Lineage: Eukaryota; Oomycota; Saprolegniomycetes; Saprolegniales; Saprolegniaceae
Exons: 1
Coding region: 1-897 (298 amino acids)
Source: RefSeq, a predicted model, not a curated record
AUGAUGGCUCGGCUCCAUCAAAUCUCGCGCUUCGGUGGGCUUCUGCCGCGCCACUCGGCGGGCUUCUCGACGGCGCCGUACGGCUCGAUCCAAGCAACCUACAAUCUCAAGAAUGGCCACCCGCUGCACUACACGACCCACGGCCCCGAGAACGCGGCGGCGACGUUCGUCCUCCUGCAUGGCGCGCCAGGCUCGCACAUGGACUUCAAGCACCUCGCGCCCUUGCUCGUGCGAGACAACGUCAACGUCCUAGCAUUUGACUUGCCCGGGAACGGUCAAACUCCGGCAGCCGCGGCCGGCGGUAUGGCGUCGCUGACGGCAGGGGCGCUUGCCGACGUCGUCGUUGAAGCCAUCGACGGCCUCCCGCUGCAGCGGGCGUUCGUGCUCGGCCAUUCGUGCGGUGGCCACACGGCGAUCGAGGUCGCUGACCGCAUCCAGAAGGUUGCCGGCAUCGCGCUCCUCAACUCAAUGGGACUGCGGCCGCACCAAGCGAUUCGGCCGUUCGCGCCGAUCCGGUUUGGCGCGCAGAAGCUGCGGACACCGGGCUUCCAGCGCGAUGUUUGCGUCGCCAUCAACCACUGGGUGUACAUGAACAUCUUCAAGUUUCCAAAGCGCACGCCGGUCGACGACAUGACGUAUGCUUUUCAGCGCUCGGGGACCACCGACUUUGACAAAAUCGGACGGCAUGUCGCGUCGCUCGGGCGGCGCAAGGUGCCGUCGCUCGUUGCGAUCGCACUGGACGACGUGCUCGUCGAGAAGGCCAUUGGCCACGAGCUCGGUGCGAUCUUGCAUCCUGGCGUCCGCCUCGACUACACCCGUGGUGGCCACAACAUUCAAAAGACCCAGUGCGGCGUCCUCGCCGAAGCCCUUCUGACGUGGGCGCAAGCCAGCGUUUAG